Molecule: messenger RNA, 773 nt
Organism: Cannabis sativa
Lineage: Eukaryota; Viridiplantae; Streptophyta; Magnoliopsida; Rosales; Cannabaceae
Product: homeobox protein knotted-1-like 1
Exons: 3
Coding region: 151-633 (160 amino acids)
Cellular component (GO): nucleus
Molecular function (GO): DNA binding
Source: RefSeq, a predicted model, not a curated record
AAUUAAUAUAUAAGUAUUGGCAAAAGAAAAGGUAUGUGCAGAUAAGAGUAUAGUACGUACUUGUUGGCUAUUCUCUCAUCUCAUGCACACACUACACAAUCUCAUUCUCACUCAUUUUGGCAAAAUACAAGAUAAGAGAGAGAGAAAUUAAUGGGAGAAAACAGUGGUGAGAAUAGUAGUAGUAAUAGUAAAUUAGCUAGGGCUUUUGAUGAAUUAGGAGUUGAUCAUGAAGUUGAAAAUGAUGUUUUUGGUGAUGAUGAUGAUGAAAAGAAUAAUAUUCUGAUGAAGAAGAUGAUUUCGGAGCAUCCUUUGUUUGAGCUCUUGAUUCACACUCACUUCAACUGUUUAAAGGUGGGAUUGAGUGAAAUUGAUGGAGAAGCUGCUGUGAAGGCUAAUAUUAAUACAAGUUACAAUAACAGCUGCCAAUCCACCACUAAUUCUCCAGACCUUGAUAAGUUUAUGGAAGCAUAUUGUAUGGCGUUGAGGAAGCUUAAAGAGGCUAUGGAAGAACCUGUAAAGGACGCAACAUCAUUCAUCUCUACCAUCUAUUCUCAACUUAGUGAUCUUUCUCUCCAAGAAAAUCACAAAGAAACUAAUAUCAUUUUCACUACCCACAAACAUAAUAAUAAAUGACAUAUAUAAAAUAUAUGUUAUAGUCAUAUAUCUAUAUAUAUUAUGUUAUAGCUAUAUAUAAUAUGCAUAUUAAUAUAUUUGUGCAAAGUCUACAUGUAAUGUAUUAUUGCAUGCAUGCAUGUACGUACGUUUGUUUCUCA